UGGUGAGAUCCGCGCGCUCUCCUCGACCGUAUCAAUUGUUUCGUUCGUAAUAUUCCAUGUAUUUCAAAAUAGAUUUUCCUCACUUGUCAUUUUAAUAGAUUCGAUGGCUGUAAUUAAGACGAUCCGAGAGUCACUCAACGGGCACGGGCUGGAGUGUCAUAACCCUGUUUUAUGCAAUUAUUAAAACAGUUAACAUGAUGGAAUCGGAUCAAAAAAAUGAAAUAAGAAAUGGCCACAUUUUCAGAAAAAAACAUAGAACAAUAAAAUUAUUUAUAAAAUAAGAAUAUUAAGACGAUUACUAUUGCACAUAUAAUGCAGUGGUCUGUUCCUGAGCGAUAUAAUUGUGAGGGAUCAUUCACAACAGCCAACGGUCGCCGAUCUUCUAAUAAGUAUAUGUCUGCCACUCUACAACCAAAGCAGUGGUCCACUUCUUAUACAAAUCAACACUAUGUUCAUUCGAGUAGUAGCGAACAGAAUGUGUACAGAGCGGAUUUCCGAUCUAAAACUAUGCCCAGAAGAACAAUGAACGACGACGAUAUUGCAAAAGAGCAAGGGCAAUGGGAAAUCGUAGAAUACGAUUCCGAACAGACGCAACAGCCUCGCAGUGUCCAAGAGCAAUCGCACUAUCAAAAAUAUCAACAAGAACCACCGACUAGGCCAGUUGGUCAUCAGGUUCACUACUCGGAUCCAAAUAAAUGGAAGAAAAGAUGUUUAUAUCUAUUUUUAUUCACGUUAAUGUCAAUAAUCGUCAUCAAUCUGACAUUAACGUUAUGGUUCCUUAGAGUAUUGCAUUUCACCUCAGAAGGAAUGGGUACCUUAAAAAUAGUAAAUGGUGGCAUUAGGUUAUCUGGUCACACUGUAGUACUGGACAGGCUAAUAGCUUCAACGAUCCGCUCGCGUACCGGCUACCCCAUCACUGUGGAGUCUUCGGCCAAUGUUUCCAUUUUUGCCAGGAAUUCUCAAGGCAGACUUGUCAACAGUCUUAAAUUAACAAAAGACAAUCUUGAGUGUGCGGCGACAACAUUUAAAGUUACGGAUACUCGAGGGGAAACGUUAUUUUCGGCUGAUCGUAGCAAAGUCAUCGUUGGUGCUCAAGAGCUAAAAGUAACAGGAUUAGGAGGUGCAGUUUUUGAUGGCAGUGUACAAACACCAUUAGUUAGGUCGGAUUCCCGACACGACUUGAGGUAAACUUCUUUUGAUUUAU
Molecule: messenger RNA, 1204 nt
Organism: Daktulosphaira vitifoliae (grape phylloxera)
Lineage: Eukaryota; Metazoa; Arthropoda; Insecta; Hemiptera; Phylloxeridae
Product: gamma-sarcoglycan
Exons: 8
Coding region: 313-1188 (291 amino acids)
Biological process (GO): cardiac muscle tissue development; heart contraction
Cellular component (GO): sarcoglycan complex; sarcolemma
Source: RefSeq, a predicted model, not a curated record